AUGAUCAGCUCAUCCGACCGACAACCUGUGGAGGAUGUCACCUUGUGGAGACAAGGCGUACGCGUCGAAGGGACCCUCCACCUAACCUCCCACCACCUCAUCUUCAGCUAUCCACCCCCUCCACCCACCGACCAAGCUCCAGCUGCAAAGCCACGUCCGCGCGAGCUAUGGAUAACUUACCCUAUGAUCGCCUUCUGCACCUACCGUCCCGCUCCUCCAGCAUCCCACCAGGCGCCAUCCAUACGCCUGCGAUGUCGUGACUUCACCUUCGUAGCUUUCCAUUUCCUCUCUGAGGGCAAGGCGCGCGAUGUCUACGACAGUAUUCGGUCCCUUACGUGUAAGCUGGGAAGAAUAGAAAAGCUGUACGCUUUCAGCUACAAGCCGCAGGGUCCAGAGCGAGAGAUAAACGGGUGGGACAUAUACGACGCAAAGCGGGAACUGAAGCGGCUAGGCGUCAGCGCAAAAGACGUUGACAAGGGGUGGAGGAUAUCGGAGAUCAAUGCGGACUACCAGUAUUCGCCCACGUAUCCAGCUGUGCUCGCUGUUCCGUCGGCAAUCUCUGAUAAUGUCCUGAACUACGCUGGAAAGUAUAGAUCGCGAGCAAGAAUACCCGUCCUCACCUAUCUGCAUCCCGUGAACAGUUGCUCGAUCACACGGAGCUCACAGCCGCUUUCUGGCGUUGCCCGAAACCGAAGUGUGCAGGAUGAAAAGUUAGUCGCGGCAAUCUUCUCGACCUCCAAAGCCGAGGUUGAGUCACUCAGCUCUUCAACAUCUACCAGUAAUUUCUCCGAUAUAGCUCCGACAACGAACACUGCACCUGCGCCUCCAUCCAGUAGCGACAGUUCGUUUGUCGCUCCGGAAGUUGUUGAGGAUGAAGCGAUUGAUAGCGUACGGGAGGCUUCCGGCGCAACGGCGCCGAGGGUGUACGGUGCCCAGCAGCACAAUCUCAUCGUCGACGCCCGGCCGACAGUAAACGCGUACGCGAUGCAUGUCGCAGGGAUGGGCUCAGAAAACAUGGACAACUACAAGUUUGCGACCAAAGCUUAUCUGGGAAUUGACAAUAUACACGUGAUGCGAAACUCGCUAAACAAAGUUAUUGAAGCACUCAAGGACUCCGACGUCACGCCGCUACCACCAAACCGCGAGCAGCUAGCGAAGAGCGGCUGGCUAAAGCACAUCACAGGCCUGCUAGACGGAGCCGGCCUGAUCUCGCGCCAAGUCGGCAUACAUCAUUCCCACGUCCUAAUUCACUGCUCCGACGGCUGGGACCGCACAAGCCAACUCAGCGCUCUCAGUCAACUCUGCCUAGACCCCUACUACCGCACCCUCGAAGGCUUCAUCGUGCUCGUCGAGAAAGACUGGGUCUCCUUCGGCCACAUGUUCCGCCACCGGUCCGGCUUCCUCAGCCACGAAAAGUGGUUCGAGAUCGAGAACGAGCGCAUUGCUGCCGACCGACACAGCACGAACGGCACCAGCAAACCGCACGGCUCGACGGCGGGUAAUGCCCUCGAAAACGCGCUCCUCAGCGCCAAAGGCUUCUUCCACAAGAAGAACGACAGCCGCGAAUCCCUCGGUGAGUCGGACGGCGAGAUGCAGUCGAUGGAGGCCUCGCCCUCGGCAACGAGAGAUAGCUCGGCCACCCGCGCGGCGGCGGAGAACAAGGUCGUCACGAAGCCGAAGGAGACAGCGCCGAUUUUUCACCAGUUCUUAGAUGCGACGUACCAGCUCCUGUACCAGCAUCCGACGCGCUUCGAGUUCAAUGAGCGCUUCUUGAGGAGGCUCCUCUACCACCUCUACUCCUGUCAGUACGGCACGUUCUUGUACGACAGCGAGAAGCAGCGCGUGGAUGCCAGAGUCAAGGAGCGCAGCCGCAGCGUCUGGGACUACUUCCUCGCGCGCCGCCAGAUGUUUGUUAACGAGAAAUAUGACCCGGCCGUCGACGACACGGUUAAGGGCCAGGAGCGACUGCUGUUUCCACGCCUCGGUGAAGUGAGAUGGUGGGCUGAGGUCUUCGGCCGCACGGAUGCCGAGAUGAAUGGCCCGGCUGCUGCAGGCGGUGCGGAAGCCCUCCAGGAUGAUGCGGAUCUGCCGGUCUUGACGGGCGUGGAGAGCGCGGAGGCUGUGGUCGGUUCGACGGCGACGAGGCAGCCGAGAGCUGAUGGACGGGCGUCUAUAGGAGCGUCGACUUCGGGACUGGCGGCUGGGUUGGCGUCGUUGGGUAUCGGCAGCUCUGCCAGUCCAGCUAGGCCGAAGAGUCCACGGGGGCCGGCCCCGAUGGAGGUCGAGAUGCAGUAA
Coniosporium apollinis CBS 100218 is the source of this 2295-nucleotide messenger RNA. RefSeq lists its product as uncharacterized. The coding region runs from base 1 to 2295 and encodes 764 amino acids. NCBI's taxonomy places the organism in Eukaryota, Fungi, Ascomycota, Dothideomycetes. The record is from RefSeq and is a predicted model, not a curated record. Gene Ontology annotation, molecular function: phosphatase activity. Gene Ontology annotation, biological process: dephosphorylation. The transcript is spliced from 3 exons.